Micropterus salmoides (largemouth bass) is the source of this 1328-nucleotide messenger RNA. RefSeq lists its product as uncharacterized. The coding region runs from base 85 to 804 and encodes 239 amino acids. The transcript is spliced from 7 exons. The record is from RefSeq and is a predicted model, not a curated record. Lineage: Eukaryota; Metazoa; Chordata; Actinopteri; Centrarchiformes; Centrarchidae.
AGAGAGCCCGCCUCUUAAGUUGACAGCACCCUUCCUGGAGCACGGUUUAACUACAGACACUGCAGAGCUGCAAUCAUUCGCACUAUGAUGAACUUCAUCUUGACAACAGCUUUAAUUAUCUGCAGCAUCAGCUGGAUCUCUGUCUCAGUUUCUGAGUCUCAGACUGUGAAGGUCCAGCCUGGUCAAGAAGUCACACUGUCGACUACCAACAUUUCCAAACAUUCAGGCAUGACAACCUGGUUCAGAGUGGUCAACAGAACCAAGGCCAGCUGUAUCUCCACUAUGGCCGCCUCUGACAGCAAUCCAUUAUACUGUGAUGGAUUUAAAAAUGGAAAAUUUGAAAUGAGCUCCAACACCUCCACUGUCUUUCUCAAAAUUAAGACAGUGAAUCUUUCUGACUCUGGGCUGUAUUUGUUUGGAUUUUACAUAGAGGGACAGACAAUUUUAAGUGUGAUACAUUUAAAUGUUGAAGGCAGUGAUGAAUCUCAUGAUGACAUUGACAAAAAGUCUACAAGCAGUGAUGAAUCUCAUGAUGACGCUGACAGAAAGUCUACAACAGAGUGUGAUAAAAUAACAAAGCUGGUGAGUGUGAUCCUGGGCGGCCUGACUGUUUUCCUCAUAAUGGUCAUCAUCUGUCUGGUUGUUAAAAACAGGAACGUUCAGAAAGCUGCCAGUGAAGAACAGAAUCCACAACAGAAUGCGAACCUGGGCUCUGAUGACCUGAACUACGCAGCAGUGAAUUUCAGUGCAAAAGCAAGAAGAAGAGAAGUGGAGCCCAAUGUUGUGUAUUCUGCUACUAGAUAGACUGAGGAAACAAGAAAUGCUGUUCAGGAUGUAACUGAUGCUUUGUCAUGUUAAUCUGCAGUUGUGCUUUUGUGUGGGUGACGGACUAAAAAAAAUGUUCAACCUUUAAUCUUGUGCUAAGUUUUAAUGCUUAUCUCAAUUUUAAAGACGUAAUCAGAGUACAUCCAUACAGACAGUAUUCUGAAAGUUAAGUAUAAGUUAAUAUACUGUGUGUCUUUACUGGUAUAGGGAAGAAAAAUAGAUUUAAAAAAUAGAUAAAAAACCAUCAAUCCAGUUUAACACCCUGGUUGUGUUUUUUUUUUUUUUACUGUACUGCAUGCGUGGUGAAAAAACUGUUCUGUCUGUAUCAGCCUAAAGAGAAGUCUCAACCACAGGAAGACCGGCCUUCAGCUUUUUCUCCAGUGUGUUUCUUUCACAAUGUUUCCACAAAAGACACGCAAAUAGUGCAGACAAUAACAAAGCUCUUAGGUCUCAUUUAGCUGGAACAUAUUUAAUAAUAAUAAUAAUUAUUAUAAUAAUAAUAC